Messenger RNA from Lepus europaeus (European hare), 3939 nucleotides. It is a transcript of the gene LRRC32, whose product is annotated as leucine rich repeat containing 32. Lineage: Eukaryota; Metazoa; Chordata; Mammalia; Lagomorpha; Leporidae. The transcript has 3 exons. The record is from RefSeq and is a predicted model, not a curated record. Bases 57 to 2048 code for a protein of 663 amino acids. Gene Ontology annotation, molecular function: protein binding.
GCACGAUGCGCCGGGGCGGCCCGCGAGCGGAGCGCCGGCCGCGCUGAGCCAGAGCCAUGAGCCCCCAGAUGCUGCUGCUGCUGACCGUGCUGAGCCCAGCCCUGGCCACCUCCCAGCACCGACUCAAGGUGCCCUGUAAGAUGGUGGGCAAAGAGGCCUUGUGCAAGGGCCUGGGCCUGCUGCAGGUCCCCGCCAUGCUCCUGGCCGACAUCGAGUCCCUCGACCUGUCUGGGAACCAGCUGCGGAGUGUCCUGGCCUCGCCCCUGGGCUUCUAUACGUCGCUCCGUCACCUGGACCUGAGCGCCAACGAGAUCAGCUUUCUGCAGCCAGGAGUCUUCCAGGCCCUGCCCCAGCUGGAGCACCUCAACCUGGCUCAUAACCGCCUGGCGGCGGGCACCGCACUGAGCGCCGGCAGCCUGAGCCCCCUGCCGCACGUGACCUCCCUGGACCUGUCCGGGAAUAGCCUGUACAGCGGCCUGCUGGAGCAGCUGCUGGGCGAGGCGCCCCACCUGCACAGCCUCUCGCUGGCCGAGAACAGCCUCACGCGCCUGGGCCGCCGCACCUUCCGGGGCCUGCCCGCACUGGAGCACCUGGACCUGCACAGCAACGUGCUGAUGGACAUCGAGGACGGCGCUUUCGAGGCCCUGCCCCGCCUGGCCCACCUCAACCUCUCCAGGAACUCCCUCACCUGCAUCUCCGACUUCAGCCUGCCGCAGCUGCAGGUGCUCGACCUGAGCUGCAACAGCAUCGAGGCCUUCCAGACGGCCCCGGAGCCCCCCGCAGAGUACCAGCUCACCUGGCUGGACCUGCACGAGAACCGCCUGCUCCAGCUCCCCGACCUGGCCGCGCUCCCGAAACUCCUGUACCUGAACAUGUCCAACAACCUCAUCCGGCUCCCUGCGGGGCCGCCCCAGGGUGGCGAGGCCGGCCCCGCGCCUUCCCAGGGCUGGCCGGCCUGGCCCCUGGGGAGCCCCGGCUGGAACGCCAGCAGCCAGCCCCUCUCCCAGCUCUUGACCUUGGAUCUGAGCUACAACGAGAUCGAGCUGCUGCCCGGCGGCUUUCUGGAGCACCUGGCCUCCCUGCGCUUCCUGAACCUCAGCCGCAACUGCCUGCGGGCCUUCGAGGCCGGGCACGCGGGCUCCCUGCCUCUCCUGGUGCUCCUGGAUCUCAGUCACAACGCGCUGGAGGCGCUGGAGCUGGGCGCCAGAGCCCUGGGCUCCCUGCGGACGCUGCUGCUGCAGGACAACGCCCUGCGGAGCCUGCCCCCGUACACCUUUGCCGGCCUGGCCAGCCUGCAGAGGCUCAACCUGCAGGGGAACCGCGUGAGCCCCUGUGGGGGCCCGGCCGAGCCCGCGACCCCGGGCUGCGUGGCCUUCUCCGGCAUCUCCUCCCUCCGAGUCCUCAACCUGGUGGACAACAAGAUGGGGACGCUCAGGGCGGGGGCCUUCCUCCGCACCCCGCUGACGGAGCUCGACCUGUCCGCCAACCCAGGGCUGGAGGUGGUCACGGGGGCCCUGGCAGGCCUGGAGGCCUCCCUGGAGGUCCUGGCGCUGCAGGGCAACGGGCUGGCCGUCCUGCAGGUGGACCUGCCCUGUUUCAGCUGCCUUAAGCGGCUCAACCUGGCCGGGAACCGCCUCAGCCACCUGCCCGCCUGGACGCAGGCCGUGUCACUGGAGGUGCUGGACCUGCGCAACAACAGCUUCAGCCUGCUGCCGGGCAGCGCCAUGGGCGGCCUGGAGCCCAGCCUGCGGCGCCUCUACCUGCAGGGCAACCCGCUCAGCUGCUGUGGCAACGGCUGGCUCGCCGCCCAGCUGCACCAGGGCCGCGUGGAUGUGGACGCCACACAGGGCCUGAUCUGCCGCUUUGGCUCCCAGGAGGAGGUGUCCCUGAGCCACGUGCGGCCUGAGGACUGCGAGAAGGGAGGGCUCAAGAACGUCAACCUCAUCAUCAUCCUCACCUUCACGCUGCUCUUGGCCAUCGUCCUCACCACGCUGGCCACCUGCUGCUGCGUCCGCCGGCAGAGGUUUAACCAGCAGUACAAAGCCUAGGGAAGCCGGGAGACCCAGGCCAACCGGGGCGCGUGGGGGGCAGAGGAGAGGGAGGCUGAUUCGCGGUCACAAAGGGAGCCGAGGUCCAAGGACCCUGGCCGCUAAACCCCAGCGUGGGGCUGCCUUCUCUGCAACCUGCUGUAUCAGCAGGUGACCCACGGCCGCCGCUGCACGUGCGUCCAGCUUCGGCAGCCAGAAGGUGGGCGGUGUCGGGGUGAUGCAGAAUAAAGCCGACCCAGCUGAUGAGCACACCUUCAGCGAGCAUCUGUGUCCUCCCACUCCCAGGCACGCAUCCAGGCACGAGGACGCUGGUGAAACACAUCUGUGUCCUCCAGGCUCCCCCAGCCUGGUGGGAGACACGGCGGUGCGGUGACCACACGGCGUGGUCAGGGCUCUGCAGCCACGGCCGGGGCCAUGUGGCCCUCUGCCCUGGCCGUUGCCCAGGCAAGGGAGGCCCGUGCCCAGGAGGAUGUGUCUGAGAUGUUUCCAAGCGGACUGCCUGUCACAUCUUCUGAUAAUGACUCUCAGCCCCUGGAAAAUGAAGACCUUGUGACCGGAAGAGCCACGGGAGUCUGUGUUGGAUCCAGCGCUGGGAGGCCGGGCUGCAGCAGCUCCCACAGGGUCUGAUUAAGAGGUGGUCCCCGCCCCUCCACCCUGGGGCUGUGGCCCAGCCCUGCGCCAUUCUGCUUCCUGCUGUUGACAAGCCCUGCCCCCACCCCCACACUCUCCUGCGGCCCCCAUGGUCCCCACUCUCCUGAACCCCAGCGGCUGCCAGGCCCCGUCUCCAUCCAGGCCCCACGCUGGCUGCUGGCUGCUGCUGUUUCACACCCGCCUUGGAAACCAUAGAUGCAAAUCCCAGCCUUGUGCCUGCCAGCUGCAGAGGUCUGGGUAUUUUAUUCUCAUUUCCCAGGAGAGGAAGCAAAGGCUCCAAAAGUCUCCGUGGCCCACAGCUCAGCCCUGUGGAGCUGAGACUCGGGUCCCUCCCUCUGUCUCUGCCGCUGCAGGGGCUGCCGACUGCCGGGGUGGGGGCACAAGAAGUGGCCCCAUGUUACCCAGACAGGGCUGAGCACCUGUGCUCCCCUCUCUCCUGGGCAGCUGUAGGCCCUGUCCUCCUUCACUGCCUCAGUUUCCCCCUUUUCCCUCCCUUGCAGGCUAGUGUGGGCUCUUCCUUACCCCUCCUGCUCUGGCUUGCUCUCAUUUCCCCUCUCCAUUGAGCUUGGUCUGGAGUCUGAGACUCAUCCGCCCAACCUCCCCAUUGCACAGAGCAGGAAACUGAGGCCCAAGAGUGGGGAAUGCUCAGCGCUGCACAAGUCGGCGCAGAGGCUGUGGGAAAGGCAGCUGGGGGUGGGACUGUCCUCUCCCCGGGGUCACAUCUGGUACCGCUGGCUCCACGCUCUGUUCCUCAUCAUGCAGGGUUUGUUUUUCCUCCUUGAAAAGGGACUAGAAAAAUCCAUGCAGACAAUCCCCUGUGCUUCUUACUGUGGAAUCAGGAGCCGCCUGAGAAGAAAGCCCCAGGCCCAACCAGGAACCACGCUGUCACCACCACCAUCCUCUAGCCCGUGCUUGGCCCUUGCGUGGGUCCAGGACGGGCACUCGGUGACGUGGGAGGGAAUAAAAAUGUUUUACAGAUGUGGAAACAGAGGCCCAGGGUCACGGAUUCAGACAGAUCAUGGGCAGAGCCUGGCAUCCCAGCCCCAGCCUGGGGCAGUCGGUGUAGCCACCAUCUCGGUGGGAGCCACGCUCAUGGGUGCUACCGGGCAACACUACCCUCAGGCUUGGAGGCCACGGUGUCGGCCCCGGUGUCUGAUCUUGAAAACACUACACGGUGCUGCUGUCAGCCCCAGGGGCCGGGCCCCAGUGCAGCCUGGGGACCAGCUCUUUGUAUCACACG